This is a messenger RNA of Strongylus vulgaris, 567 nucleotides long. Lineage: Eukaryota; Metazoa; Nematoda; Chromadorea; Rhabditida; Strongylidae. The record is from the annotation of a GenBank genome assembly.
CUGCUAUUUCUCUUUGUUCCAGGAAUCCUAAAAAACCACCAAUGGGGUGAACCUAGCAACAAGCCACGGUUACAGUUCAGCAUAAAAACGCCUCUUGGGCCUUACCAACCACAUUUUCACUCGAAGAUGCUGUAUCUUGGUUGUGAGAUGAACUGGCUUCUGGCUACGCUCCUUUUCCUGCAGAUUGGCACUGCAAUGCCUUGUACGUUUGAUAGAAUAGAAGAAAAGUUUCCAGCUGUAAUCAUACACAAAUACAAUGUCACGACAAUGGUGGAAUGUUUGGAACUUUGUUACAAUGACAAGGAUUGCUAUUUUGUUGAUUACGAGAAGGUAGUUUGCUCCAUUUUCGCGAAUGAUGUUACUCUGCAAACAGCGAAAACAAACACCUAUGCGCUAGUGCGCGGAUUAGGGCUAAAGAGAUGUCCAAAUACUGUCACUCUACACGUAGGAAAGCGUACACUAGAAGAAACUUUCGCCAGUGCUGAGUCCUUCGCUUGUGUGCAAGAUGGUCUUUUCAACGGCAGAUGCGGGUUUGUGUUUGUGGCAUUUCAAUUUCUCAUCGCUUAG